Molecule: messenger RNA, 17018 nt
Organism: Podarcis lilfordi (Lilford's wall lizard)
Lineage: Eukaryota; Metazoa; Chordata; Lepidosauria; Squamata; Lacertidae
Source: the annotation of a GenBank genome assembly
CCGCUUUACCCUGAAUGCUCCUCUGUGCGUCACAGUCGUCUGUGCCUCUGCUGUGGCCUCAUCUACUGGCAGCUGUUGAGAUGCUUGGGCCAAGUCCAGCUUGCCAAAAAUUUUCGACCCAGCCAGGGUGGCAAGGACAUGGCUGACCACUGGCACUGGGUAUGCAUGGGCCGUGAGGGCCUUGUUUAUGGUACAUUUGUAAUCUGCGCAGAUGCGGACCGAACCAUUAGGCUUGACGGGUGUGACGAUUGGGGUUUCCCAAGCGGCAUUAGGCACCGGCUCCAGCACUCCUUGCUCCACGAGCUGGUCCAAUUCCUCAUCUAUACGGGGUUUCAGGGCGAACCGGACCCGGCGGGCCUUGAGCCUGACCGGUCGUACUGCAGGGUCAAGCUGUAGAGCAAUGGGGGGCCCCGUAUACUGUCCCAAUUUCCCAUCGAAAAGCCCCGGAAAUUCCUUGCAUAUGGCGUCCAUGUCCACUUGUAAGCUAGUGUGGUUCACCCCGGUGACGGCUAGCCCCAGUGGUCCAAACCAUGCCAAUCCCAGUAAGCUAAUGUAGGGGCCCUUGACUACAAGCAAGUCCAGUUGCCGCGUCCGCCCUCGGUAUUGCACCCUGAAGGUCCCCACCCCCAUUGUGGGGACCUUACAUUUCUGGAAGUCCCGGAGGGUGAAUGGGGCCGGCCUGAGUUUGGGACCCCCAGUAGGACACAGUUUCCUUAAGGUCCUUGCCAAGAUUAUGGAUAGAGUUGAACCCGUGUCAAGCUCCAUGCGGCAUGGGCCCCCCUCUAUCUGUACCUCUACAUAAAUUUUCUCUAUGUUGGGGUGGGGCAACUGGUAUACCUGGAAGUCCGUGAGCUCCGUCGAGUUGCCUUGGUGUGUUGGGCCCCGGGACCUGGGGCUCUUGGAUUGGUCAUCUGAUGCCUGGCAUCGGGUGGACCGAGCUCGACACACCCGGGCGAUGUGUCCCGAUUUUCUGCACUGCCUGCACUCUGCGUUGCGGAAACGGCAGGUCCUCCUCUCAUAACUUUCCCCGCAGCUUGCGCAGUUCCCUCCUUCUUGUUGAAGCAGCUGUGGUAUGUGGGCUGCUUGAGUGCGCUGCUGUACUCGGUGCACCUCCUCCCUGUCGGAUCCUGAGUCGUCGGUGAGGUCUUCAUGGUGGACCCUCGGUUGGGACGGCAGGCUUGGCCGUGCCUCUUGCGUCGACCUCUUGGCAGCUUCCGUUGCCAGGGCCUCCUCCAGAGCAACCUGGAACGUUAGGUCCUUCUUAGCGUAGAGGCGUCGUUGCAGCUUCUGAUCCUUCAGGCCACCAGCGAGACGGUCACGAAGCAUGUUCUCCAGCUCUGAGAAGUUGCAGGAUCAGGCGGCUUGGUGGAGAGAGGUCACAAACCCAGUUAUGGUUUCCCCAGGGGCUUGCCGCGUUGCGUAGAAGGCAUUUCGACGAGCCACCACUGAGGGCUGCAGCGAAAAGUGCCCCUUCAGCUGUUCCAUUAUUGUUUUGUAUGGAACAGUAGCGACGUCUUCAGGCGCAAGGAGAGCCCGGGCGAUUUCAAAUGUCUCCUCUCCGCAGACGCUGAAGAAUAUCGCCCUCUUCUUGGCGUCUUCUUCGUCGGUGACCCCUUUGGCUUCUAGGAGGAAGGUGAAACGGGAGGCGUACGCUUCCCAGUCUCCAGAUGCUGGGUUGAACGGCGAGAAGCUGCUGUCGGUUGCCAUUCUGAGUUCCUUGUGUCCCGGAGCUGAAGCCUGGAUACACGGUGCGAGGCAGCGGUGCGGCAGGUGGCAGUGCUGCGGUGCUGUGUGUGGCAGUCAGCUCAGCGGGAUCCCAUCCUCGUCGCCAGUGAAAUAUACUCAGAGUCGCAAAGUGAUUUCAUGCUCUUUAUUCAGCUCAUAGUGAUGAGGAGGAAUGAAUGAAAGUCCCCUCAAAGUAUCUGCUUUAUAUACAUUAUUUACACAAUGGGCUGCACGUGAUUGGCUAAUUCCAGAAUUCUACUAUAAGCCAAUCAGGUUGUGGAUUCACUUCUAUCUGGAGCAUGAUUGGGUGGUUCCUGCCAACCAAUCAUACUGUUGCAUUGUUCUAGGACCAAUCAGACUGCUGCAUUCUGAAUCCUAUUGUUCUAGGACCAACCAGACUGCUGCAGUUUGGAUUCUAUUCAACUCAGUACAUAACACUUCUCCUUAAUUAAACCUUUGAUCCACCCACUGCUGUUUACACCGAGGGGCAAAUGCUCUCCUGGAGAUGGCAGGAAUUAAACUUUCACAUGCGAAGCAUGUGCACAGUCCUCCUUAUGAACAUUAUAAAACAAGCCAGCUUCAGUAGCUAUGGUUUCAAGUCGACUUGUUUGAAGGUAAUCAUAGUCAGGGAUUUUUCAUCCAGAACUCACCAGAACUCAUUUCUGGCACUUCUUUUUCUAGAAAAAUAUCGCUGAUCAUAGUUAAUGUUAACUGUAGUCUAUACAUCAUCAUUAUCAGCCAUCGUAGUAGCAGCGUUUUUCUUUCAUAGUUCACUCUGAAAGAAAAAAGGCCUCCCAGAGCAGUUUGCAUCUAUCAGUGAUGAGGCAGUCCCUGCCCUCAGGCUCAUAAUCGAAGAUACAUAGCACACAAGGAAAGGUGGGGAGGAGGGGAAUAGCAAGUACAGAAAACGAGUUCAGGCACUAGUUCGUAGUAACAGAUGUCUUGUCGCAACCAGCUGGAAUGGAGAGAUUUGAAGAGGAGGAGCCAAACAUUGCUGACUGGUUGAAGGGUAGGCUCUGCUGUUCCAUCUCUUCCUCUCCUGUAGCCUGAUGGAAUGAGUGCCAUUGGCAGAUGACAACUGAGGGAAGGGUCUGAUGAAGAUGGUCUCUUAGCAGAGCUGAUGGAGGUGCCCUGCAGCCCUAAUCUGGAAAAAAAACUGUAGUUAAGCAAAAGCCCUUUUAUGUACAGGAACUGAUCUUUGAAACAGAAGUGUGAUUUCUACAUAGGCAGCUGCCCAAAUUUUCAGAGUGUGUCAAAUAGCUAGAACAGCGGUUCCCAUCUGGUGGUCCAUGGAUCCCAUUCACAUAACAAAAACUACAACAGGAAUAUCAAAAGUUUCAAAAGUAGGAAGUCCGCAGUAUUUAGCUAAUUGGGAACCACUGAUCUAGAGCAUCUUUGACAGAUGUUCAUUUGGCUUUUUUAUAUACUGUAUAUAAAAAUCUCCAAGGUAGAGGAUUCCACACAUUUCUCAGACAAAGCUGGACAUGAGCACAUCAGUCUGUACCCUGUUGAAAGAGCAACCCAGCGGUAACAGUAACCUCUGCUCCUCCAUAAUAACUCACAGAGCCAAUUGUAAUUUCUGGUUUUCUCCCUUGUUUGCAUUUCCUGGGUGAUUCCUACGCAAAGGUGUGUUACUGCCAGCUCCUCGGAACAUCACGAUCCUGUCCACUAAUAUGAAGCACUUUCUAGUAUGGAGCCCGGUGACGGUGCCUGGAGCAGCUGUAAAAUAUUCCGUCGAAUUUCAAGGGUAACUUUUCUUCACAUUGAGUCUAAACAUGGAGUAAAUAUCACUGCUGACCUUUCUUUUUUCUUUUUAGGCAAGUAUGUAAAGGACAAGACAGAAGAGUCUUAAAUUAUGCAUGGUGUGAGGAAAUGGAUAAUUAGAACACGGGGUUGAGAUCAUCCAAUUAAGCUGAAGGGAAUUUAUUCACACCAUUCAGUAUUAAACUAUGGUGUCCAAAAUAUAUAGUUGAUGUUUUUAAAAGGGUAAUAAUAAUAAUAAUUUUUUAUUUAUGCCCCGCCCUUCCCAGUUCAAAAACCGGGCUCAGGGUGGCUAACAACAAAUUUAAAACACUUUAAAACACUUACCCUAAUUAUAAAAGCAGCAUAAAAUGGUAUAAAAACAUGAAUAACAAUAAAAAUCAAAAAUCAAUCAGAUAAUCCCCAUUAGGCAAAUUCUGUUGCUAGUCAUGAUGGCAGAAUGCCUCUGAAUAUCAGAUGCUGGAAGACAACAGUGGGAUAGCCCUAUUGCCCUCAUGCCCUUGUUGUGGGCUUCCUGUAGGCAUAAGGUUAGCCACUGUUAGGAGCAAGAACCUAGACUGGAUAGGCCUUUGGUCUGACCCAGCCGGGAUCUUAUGACCCAAGCCAAUGCAAGCUGUUGAGGGCCUAUCCUGCUCCUUUGGCUGAGCUCUUGCAAAAUUUCCUCACAGACUGGAGCAUGUAGUAGGACCUAGGCCCAACCCACACAUUCAGCCAAAUAAUGUGGUAAAUAUCCUGAGGUGGUCAAGUUAACACAGCCACGUCAUUCUUUUUCUCAAUAAGGAUCUAAACUGGUUUCUUUUGGGGGUGAGGGAAUGCAUCAAAAUGCAUUAUUUCAGAAGAAACAACAGGAUAGAUUUGGAUUGUGGCUGUUGUGGUGUGUACUCUGGUUUCUAAGUGGGAAUGUACUGAAUGCAGAGUAAAUGGGGUUGUGCACACAGCCUAUGGUUCCAGACUAUAAAUAAGAUGCCUUUGAAUGUUCCCAAGCGUUAAAAACAAAACAAAACUCCUGCAAGUGAGAAAAAAGUAGAACAUUGCGGAAAGAGGUUCUAGCCCAGCUUGCUCCCUCUUCCAGGUUUCUGCUUGCAAAGUAGCAUUCAAAAAUGUUAUUAUCCACUUCCAGUUUGGAGCAAUACAACCCUUUCUGUCCCCACAUAACCCUAAUGUGACAUUCUGAUGCAUGUCUUUGGGCCCAAGCCAUAGUUAUUAAGUGGCGUUGCAGUAAACUAGCCCAUGUGAGAAGGUUGGAAAGAAUUGUAUCUGCUACCAGACAUGUCUGCCCUUGUGGGACUAUUCACGUUGCAACACAUGUGUGUGAGGGUUCCUAACAAAUAUUCUUUAAAAAGUGCACAGAAUAUUUGCUUCGGGGUGGGGCGGGUCACCCUCAAGUGUACAGUGCGUAAUUUGUACUGUGCUUUGAUCUCUGUCUUCUAUAACUCAACUGAGUAACACACUUUGCAUACAGAAGGCUCCAGGUUCAAUCAUUUCCAGGUUUCUUCCUGGAGCGCCGCCGCCAAUAAGCAUCAACAUUAUUGAGUGAAGUAGGUCAGUGGCCCAAUCGACUUCUUCAGUUGGCGGAAUUGGCAAUACUACAGUGCCACAUAAUACCUGUUCUUCAUUUGUAAUAACUCAAUUGUUUAAUGUGGCAGCACCUACAAAACUCUCUGCCUAUUGAUAUCAAGCAGAUGCCUUCACUGUACUAUUUUUGGCACCUGCUAAAAACAUUCAUGUUUAGACAGGCCUACCCAGAUGCUUAGAAGGUUGAGGUAAUUUUAAUAUCUGUUUUAGUAGGUUAACUUCACUGUUUCAUCUUUUGUAAACCGCUUUGAGGUUUUCUUUACAAUCAAGCGGUGUACAAAAUUUAUGUAAUAAAUGAGUAAGAACCACUGCCUUCAGCAAAGCGUGUUGCAAUCUUUCCCCUAAUUUUUCUUCUUCUUCCCCUCAGAGAAUAUGAGAGAGACUAUGCCAACGACAGCUGGAUUCCCAUUGGAGAGUGUACAGGCAUUAGUGUUACUCAGUGUGACAUCACAGAAGACAUUUCUGCCACUGUGCCGUACGAUCUACGUGUCAGGGCAGGUGUGGGGACCCAGGCUUCGCACUGGGCCACUCUCAGCAGCUUCUUCAAUCGUGUCACAAGUAAGUGCAUUCACGUGCUCCUCUGUGAUGCACAUCUCACGCUGGGAUCCUUAGGAUAAUGAUCCCAUUGGGGGACCUUGUUCCUACUGAGGUCAGUCCUGGGUGUCAGCAAACUGGCACCAUUGAGCAGCUUAGCCAGGACCCAAGCAGCUUCUCCUGGAAAAGAGGAGAUUGGAUAGCUAUCUUCAAAUAUCUCAAGGACUGUCACGUGGAAGAGGAAACAAGCUUGUUUUCUCCUGCUCUGGAGGGUAGGACUCAAACCAAUGGCUUCAAGUUACAAAAAGGAGAUUCCGACUAAACAUCAGGAAAAGCUUUAUGACAUUAAGAGCUGUUUAACAGUGGAAUGGUUUCCCUCAGAAGGUGGUGGACUCUCCUUCCUUGGAGGUUUUCAAGCAGAGGUUGGAUGGCCAUCUGUCUUGGAUGCUUUAGCUGAGAUUCCUGCAUUGCAUGGGGUGGACUAGAUGAGGCUUGGCUUCCCUUCCAACUCUACAAUUCUUUGAUUCUAUAAACCUGCCAGGACCCCACUGAAGCAGACUCAUGCCCUGCCCUCUCCUUCUUCAAAGCUGAGGAAGGCAGCUUUGAGUUGCAGCUUUAAAUUUCUCACAAUGCACUGGAGCACUCGAUGUACAUAUAUCAUCACUCCAGGGCACGUUGUGAAAUCUGAAUGUCAGCUCAAGUCUGCCUGCCACUCUCGGCAGGUAAGCUCUUGACUGAGUUGGUAAACCAACAGCAUUUUGCUGUGGGACACUCCUCCCCACAAACUUGGUCCUGAUUAAGGUGAUAAAACUGUGUGUGUGAAACAAUUGAACGUACACAGGUUGGGGCCUACAUAGGGUGCCAACUUAGUUAAAAUAUUGGGGGAGGGGAGAGAUAAGGGUUUUCCCGCAUAAUCAAUCAUAUGAUGCUAUGCACGCACACCAUUUGACUGGCAAUGCCCAUCAACUUUAGGACACCCCCCCGACCCCCUCAAAUAUUUUAUCGUGGUAGGCUGAACAGACCUCGGCCCCUAGGAUUUGGCUGCUGUGGGCCUACGUAAUGGUGGGCUGCCUCACCAUUGGAUCUAAUGACUUGGGGAUUUUCCUGUGCCUUUGGUAGUUAGGAGAAUCACAGCAAGUGCAGUUCUCCCCAGUUCUCUGCUUUAAUUUGAUGGAAUUUACCACGGUUGAGGCGGAAAAUCUGUUUUGAAUCCCAUGGCUCAGCCUUCCACAAAUGUGAGGUCGUAAUAAAAACAGGUUUGGAGCAAGUGAGUUUCCGCCAGCACAUUUAACCUAAUAAACACACAUCUGUCCAUGGAGGCGCAGGUCAAUUCUGUAUCCAGGGCAGCUGUCUACCAGCUCCACCUGGUACACAGGCUGAGACCCUACCUGCCUGCGGACUGUCUCGCCAGAGUGGUGCAUGCUCUAGUUAUCUCCCGCUUGGACUACUGCAAUGCACUCUACGUGGGGCUACCUUUGAAGGUGACCCAGAAACUACAACUAACGCCCUCCCAUCAGAUGUCAAAGUGAUAAACAACUACCUGACAUUCAGAAGACAUCUUAAGGCAGCCCUGUUCAGGGAAGUUUUUAAUGUAUGACAUAUUAGUGUAUUUUUGGUCUUUGUGGAAGCCACCCAGAGUGGCUGGGGAAACCCAGCCAGAUGGGCGGGGUACAAAUAAUAAAUUAUUAUUAUUAUUAUUAUUAUUAUUAUUAUUAUUUAGAAGUAUGGAUUCCAGCUCAGAAAAUGUGACUUCCAGACAAAGUUGUUUCCAAAAUUUGACAGUUGAUGCAGCAUUUUUCAACUCUUACUUUUAGUUUUUUGCCCUAGCUGGAAAGGAAGCCAGAGCUCCCUUUUCUUUAUCAGUUGAUGUGUAGGAGUGAAAUUCAAGAGUACAAGCUGGUCAGAUGCUUCUGAUACUAUCUGCCUGAAUUACCAUUCUCUAUGCAAUUCAUAAAGGCACGCUGUAUUUUGGAUGGUAUAGUCUCCCUUCGAAUCUAGACAGAACUGGUUUGUACUUCCUUCUUCUGUAGCUAUUGCUGGUACUAUUACUGUAGAUGACGCCUGCAGGCAAAACUGAUAACUCAGCAGCCCAAGAAACAUUUCAAGUCUAUGCAAGAUUGCUAAAUGCCUGUCCCUGAUGGUGGAAUCCAGUUUCCACUCCCAACUUAGCCCUGAGGGGUUUCUACUAGAAAAACAAGAAGGAAUCGGAGAAAACAGAUGACAGAUUCAAGAUGGUACCUAAAGAUUUGUGCAUCAGCAUGAGAGCACCUCACAAACUCAGUACAUCAGCACUGAACAUAAAGCUGUAAGCUUCUGCUCAAGUGGAUCACUUUGGGCAAUACUAUACGUUCCAUAGGCUGGGACCACAAACGAGAUAACCACACUGAAUUCAAAUUUUGCACAGAAUGCACUGUAAGGACUAAAGCAGAUGAAAUGUUUGAGAUCCAUGAAUGGAUCUUCUCUUCUCUGUCUCUCUCUCUUUUAAUCAGAUCAACUGAGGUAGGGUAAGAUUGAUUAGGACCACAGCAUUGGGGUAGGGAGGGGAGAUACUUAAUGGUAAAGGUAAAGGUAAAGGUACCCCUGCCCGUACGGGCCAGUCUUGACAGACUCUAGGGUUGUGCGCUCAUCUCACUCUAUAGGCUGGGAGCCAGCGCUGUCCGCAGACACUUCCGGGUCACGUGGCCAGCGUGACAAGCUGCAUCUGGCGAGCCAGCGCAGCACACGGAGCGCCGUUUACCUUCCCGCUGGUAAGCGGUCCCUAUUUAUCUACUUGCACCCGGGGGUGCUUUCGAACUGCUAGGUUGGCAGGCGCUGGGACCGAACGACGGGAGCGCACCCCACCGCGGGGAUUCGAACCGCUGACCAUGCGAUCGGCAAGUCCUAGGCGCUGAGGUUGCAAAUUAGGCUGGCGGCCUCCAAUAUGGUGUUCAUGGGCACCUGCCAAGGUCCCUCUCCGCCCUCCAUUAUUUAUUUAUUUAUAUUGCAGGGUGUUGUUAUUUAAACCAAAGUGAUGCUGUGCCUGGCUACAAAGCAUAUUGUAAGCAUCCAGAAACGCCAUCUUACCUCCUUUUCCUCAUAAAGCCUCUGUCCCAUCCCGUUCCCCCAGCACCACCAGCAGCUUUGCCUGCUUUUUUCUGUUUGUUUGGAGUGUGUAUAUUUGUCUUUUUUUCUUCCUUUGGUAUGGGAUGUUGCUCCUAUUUUGGAAGUUGCCUGUUUUUUCUCUUACUCACUGAUAUUUGUUUUGGGAUGUGUAUCGGUAUUUGGGCUGAGGGGCUUUUUGAGGGGUGGGGUUCCUGAGCAUUGACAGUUUUUGUUCUAUGAAAUGGGUAUUUUGUGAUUCUCACAACAGUUUCUUAGAUUUCCAAAUGUUCCCCCAGGCUUGGAAAAGGUUGGGGACCCCUGCUUUAGGUUGUUCCACAGCAUAUUGAUCCUUGUUUUUCCUGAGCUGGGAUGCGAGAUUCAUGUAUGGUCCCAUGAUGGAUAUGAUUCUGUCGUUUUCACAGCCUCCCUCAUUCCACCUAUGUUGACCGUCACAGCUGAUGGAUAUCAUUUGCUAGUGGAACUUGAGCGUCUAGGACCUGCCUUUGAAUUCUGGAUAUAUUACUGGAAGAAGGGCCAAGGGCACAAGGUAAGUUUUGGUCUUAUAUCUGGCCUGAGAAUGUAGGAACAAAAGAGAAGAAAGUUCUCAUGUAACUACAUAGACAAGAUCAAAUGCACCUGUGGCCUUCCAUAUGUUAUUGGACUUCCACCAGCCCUGGCCAGCAUAGGCCAUGAUCAGAGAAGUUGUAGACCAUCAAUGUCUGGAGGACCACAGGUUCCACAUCCCUGUAGAAGUUAGGUUAGGCUAUCCUGAAGCUCUGCCAAAAACUCUGAACGUUAUUAUGAUGGAGCAGUACAGAAAACAAUCCACAAGGAGACUUCACUUUGGUCCUUCCUAAUUCCAAUUUUUUCCUGCUAUAUACUGUUGCCUGAUGGUGUAUGCAAUGUCUUUGAUUCCUACUUGCUGCAAUGCAAACAUCCUAAGUGGAAACAGACUGUUUAAGGGAUGGCUUUCUCCCAAUAAGUCUGCCUGCCCACAACAGUAAACCGGAGGAUCUGUUUUAUAUUUAAUCACCAUAGGAGGUCAGAAUGGCUGUGGCGCAGGGUAUGACCUUUUCAGUUGUGGAACCCAAGUUGCAGAAAGCUCAGGGAUCUGCAUGUCUUAAAAGACUCUUUAUCAAUAAGUUUAAAGAUCAGCUUGCAAAAAGUGCAAGGGCCUGCAUUGAGAGGCUUUCUCAGUUGCUCCUUCUCAGUGAAACAGAAAUUAGUGCAAGGACUUUGAAGCUGGCUCAGUAGUAGAUGGGCAGCCAGUACAGAGGUUUUAACAAUGGUAUCACAUGCUGCCAGCCAUGUGCCCCCAUCAGCUGUCUGGCCAGUGCAUUCUGCCCCAGCUGGAGCUUCUGAACCAGGGCCAAGGGCAAUGAUCUCAAUUAAAAUCACCUUAACCACAGAGCCUAGGACUUGUCGAUCAGAAGGUUGGCAGUUCGAAUCCCCACGACGGGGUGAGGUCCCGUUGCUCGGUCCCUGCUCCUGCCAACCUAGCAGUUCGAAAGGACCUCAAAGUGCAAGUAGAUAAAUAGGUACCGCUCCAGCGGGAAGGUAAACGGCAUUUCCGUGCGCUGCUCUGGUUCGCCAGAAGUGGCUAAGUCAUGCUGGCCACAUGACCCGGAAGCUGUACACCGGCUCCCUCAGCCAAUAAAGCGAGAUGAGCGCCACAACCCCAGAGUCGGUCACGACUGGACCUAAUGGUCAGGGGUCCCUUUACCUUUACCUUUAUGCCCUGCUGCAGUUAGCUUUAGAAAAAAAGUUCAAUUUGGAUUAAACCUUCCCUUCCCUAUACUCUGCUAUCCCGGUGAAAAUUGCUUCAUCCACUAACCUAGUAUUACAUUUUUUUAAAAGACAUUGUUGCUAUCUAUGCAAUUGAAGUAAUGUCUAGUUUGGCAGCUGCUCAGCUUACCUACAAAGAAAUCAGAAAACAAUUUACUUGGUAGCUUUCAGAACCUUUGGCCUUUCCCUAUACAAGGGAACCUGGGUUAAUCUCUUAUUUCAGUUGUCUUGUACUAUAACAAUUUAACUUCCUACAACUCCCUAAUUGCCCAGAAUUUCUUACAACUGCCUAGAAAUAAAAGGGGUGGGGAUUGGGGAUAUCUAACUUGAAUUUGCUUGCAGACAUUCCUAUUUAUAUUUCCCUGAGACGGUUUUUUAAUGAGUGCCUCUGAAAGUAUCUGAAAGCAAAAUGCGAAAAUAACCGGAAAUUCAAAAAGCCAAAUUUGCAUUCUGAAAUCUUGCAGAAUUUUCAAAUUUGUGAACAGUUUUUGUUUUGGCUCUAGUAUUUGUGCACCUUGUCUUAGGCGUUUGGCUGCGUUACAGAAAUGGGCUGUGGUGGUUCUUCUUGUUUAGCAAUGGAGUUCAUUACUAUUCGGGUGUCAGAGAGGGUGACCAAACAGGAUCUCAUGCCAAAGCAAAGAACAGACCAGUUAAUCAAAUAUAGGGGUGGGGAACCUGUGACUCUCCAGGUGUUGUUGGACUCCAACUCACCUCAGCCCAAAACAGCAUGAUCAAUGAACAGGGAUGAUAGAAGUUGUAAUGCAAUAAAGUCUGGAGUAGGGAUGGAGGAGAAAUUCCAUUCAGUAUGCAUUUAAAGCAGAAUCUAUCAAAUUUGUGCAUUCCAAAACAACAUGUGAACAGAAACAUAGAUAUCUUUCAAAAUUUGCUCUUAUCAGAAUUUUCUGAUGCUGUUCUCCAAAUGAUUUUUGCAAAAAUGCAUAUAUUAAGUAAAAGUGUGCAUAAAAACAAAGAUACCAAUGAAAAUAACAUACAAAAAUACAUUAUAUUAGGGGGAAGUGUUUGUACAUUAGUUUGUGCUGCAUAUAAAAUUAUGUUCAAUAGGAUAAAUUUGUGCUUAAAUGCUGAAUUUUCAUGAAGAUUUUUUAAAAUAUAAAAUGUGGAGAACUGCAUUUCAGACUGGCAAAAUGAGAACCCAAGAGAACCAAAAUUCACAGAACUUUCCGUCUCUAGUCUGGACAGCUAUAUCAGGCAUCCCCAAGCUUCGGCCCUCCAGAUGUUUUGGACUACAAUUCCCAUCAUCCCUGACCACUGGUCCUGUUAGCUAGGGAUCAUGGGAGUUGUAGGCCAAAACAUCUGGAGGGCCAAAGCUUGGGGAUGCCUGAGCUAUAUGUUCCCAUUACCUGAUCAAAUGCAACUGAUUUCACCCUGGCGUCUGUGAAACUAGGUGUAUCGCAAAGUGGUGAAAGACAGCAGCACUACCUUACAUAUGGACACCAUGGAAGCUGGUACUGAAUACUGUGUUAAAGCCCAGACCUAUGUUGAAGCCAUAAACCGGAGCAGCAAUUUCAGCCAGGUGCAGUGUGUGAGGGCCGAAGGUAAGAACAACAAAGAUACUCUCCUUUUCAGACAUGGUUCUCCACUGCUGGGGGGCCAGGGCAGAUAAAACUAAUAAAAACUUGAACGUUUGUGACACCUUUGUUGGGCUUACAGGGUAGGCGAUUUCAAAAGUCUAUAUAAGGGCUCGUGUACCAUUGUUCAAGGUUCUCCUCCCUCCUGCAUGUAGUGAGUGGGGACCCUGUUGCAACAGUUCGUUGAAUAAAGAUCAGACUUACUAGCCGCUUUGCUUCUCAAUAUACUCUGGUUGGCCUCUGUUAUUUUCUCCUACUGAUAGGAAAUCCACUUAAGGACUCUAUAUGGGCUUCAGAAUACCCCAUAAGGGAAAGGGAGCACUGCUUCCCUUUACUUUACUGCUUCACAUUACUCUUCUUCAGAACAGUGCAAAGCCAUGUAAACACAAUGUGCAGCAGUGGCGCUUAUAUCAAUUCCCAGAUACUUUUCAGCUCAGGGCCCCUCAUUGUGGUUUUCUGCCCUCUUAGCAACUACAGACUCUUUUUUGUCUCCAGCAGGCAAAGCCAUAUUGGUCACCUUCGCCCCACUCUUCUUGGUUAUCUCUGUUGUGACUCUUUUAGCCCUUCUUUGGGUUGCCUGGAAAACAUGUCAGAUCUGCCAAUAUUCCUGCUGCCCGAACGAGAGCCUGCCGGACACUUUGGUAAGAUAAGAAAUGGUUUGGAGUACUGUAUUGAGGUUGUGCCUUAACACUUCCAGAAAAGGUAGAUGUGCCCUGCUUUUAAAAGCCAUGGGUUGAAGCUUGGUGCUUAUACUGUGCCUGUUACCUGGGCAGGUUAUUAGAAUGCAUAAGAGCAGCAAUCAGUCUGGCUGCAGACACAUGACUAUACCUUUUAAAAUCACAUUCCCCCCCCCCCCAUGAAUUCUGGGCAUUGUUGUUACAGGUGUCUGAGAAUUGUAAUUCUGUGAGGGAUAAACCACAUUGCCCAGAAUUCUUUGUAGGGAGGAAUGUUCUUUGAAUGGGCACAUAACCUUGAAAUGACAAAAGUCAGAUCAUUGAGGUGCUCAGAUUUGUAAAUGAAGGAAUAUUGCUGUAAGGGUUACAGGUAGCCCAAUGUGUUUAAAGCUAUGUAACUAUAUUUGCCUUUGUGCUUGUUGAACCCAACACUGGAGCAACUUAGUGAGCUAUCAGGUAGAAUCCUACCUGUGCUCUUCUCCCCUCAUAGUGCCACCAAGAAGAGGGCUAGAUACUUAACUUUUAAAAUUAAAAAGCAGGGUGGAAUAUCACUUAAAGCUGGGGUGGGCAACACUGUGGCCCUUGAGAAACUGUCCAGUUUCCACUAUCCCUGACCCUGACCAUUGGCCAUGCUGGCUGGGGCUGAUGGAAGCCCAUAAACAACUGGAGGAAGCCAGGUUCCUCAUUUCUGCCUAAGGGAAUCAGACUUACACAGGCCUUCUUAUGGCUACAGCCCUGAGCACUGCUUUGAACACUGAGCUUUGCAAUACUAAUCCAGUACCUCCAUCCCUCUGCAGUGGUGAAGUAAAUGCUCUUCCAUCUUUUCCCCAUUACUGUAUGUUUUUUUUCCCUCCUCCCCCCCUCUUUUCCAGAAAGUAACAGAAUCACCUGCUAGGCUACUAAAUUACAGGGGAGAGGAGACGGAGAAAUGUGAUGAGUCUGUGCAAGUGCUACCCCCUGAAGAGCUUCUCCGCUUGUGGAUUCAUGAAACUCUUUAAUAUCACACCAAGGACACAAUCUGCAAGAUGAGACUGCAGUGCUGCUCUCCUUUUUGCCUCUCUGAGUAAGGCACACACACACACACACACAGUGCACACACACAGGUAGCUUUCCUCUCCUAACAGCACAAAGACAGAAAAUUGAGGAUUUGCUUUCUUCAAAGGGAAAGGCAUCAUGGGGCCAGCAAGACGGGUUCCCGCUCUGAGGGUUUCACAGAGGGGGCUGGAGCCGACCCAUUCAUCCUUGUCUGACAGAGAACAGCAGCCAAGCUCAUGGAUAGCCACAGAGGCUGUGAUCCUAGCUGCUUGUCAUCAUCUGCUUAGCUGAGAGUUAAAAGACCUUGGGCUGAUUACAAUGUGCUGGGUUUGCUUUUUAACAUAAAGGUGCAGUGCUAGAAGGCGAUGCAAUUCAAAUCCAUGUUGAUUUUGCGGAACAGGAGCAAGGAGCGGCAGGUUCAAAUUCAGUGACGGACUGUAGCUUAGCGGUAGCAGCUAGAGCACAUGUUUUGAGUCAGAAGGUUCUAAGUGCAAUAUCUGGCACCUCUGUUUAAAAGGAGCAGUUAGAAGAUGGUGUGAAAAAUCCUGAAUGCCAGAGGAGACAAUGCUGGAAAAGACUGACCUGGUACAGUGGUACCUCAGGUUACAUAUGCUUCAGGUUACAUACACUUCAGGUUACAGAUUCCGCUAACCCAGAAAUAGUGCUUCAGGUUAAGAACUUUGCUUCAGGAUGAGAACAGAAAUCGUGCUCCGGCGGCAUGGCAGCAGCAGGAGGCCCCAUUAGCUAAAGUGGUGCUUCAGGUUAAGAACAGUUUCAGGUUAAGUACGGACCUCUGGAACGAAUUAAGUGCUUAACCUGAGGUACCACUGUACAAGGAAACUUCCUAUGUUCCUCCUAGUCAAAAAUAAAUAUUUUUCACAUAUAUUUUUCAAUCAUAGCCGUAAGCUACGGUUAACCUUAACUCUGGGAUUUUUGUAAUAAGACCGUUUCUUAAACUACAGUCUCAAGUUAGCUUAUUUCCAGGGCCAUCUUAAGCAUAAGCGGCACCGGGGUGCAAAGAUCCGCCUGCCACCCCACCCCCUGGUUGCCCAGAGUUGCCUCAGGGCCUCCCUGGCUGGCUUGCUUGCUCCCGAACUCGCGGCGCAGAGCCACCCGCAACAGAGGAGCCCUCCGUGGCGCUCCAUCCGACGGGUGGGCUCUUCCCCGGACUCCAACUCUCGGGCCCCAGACUCUUGGCCUGGCGUCCCUGAGAGCCUGGUGCCUCUGGUUAAGAUGGCCCUGCUUAUUUCAGCACUGUUUAACCACAGAUUGUCAGGUUAGGGCAACAUGUGAUCAGAGGCGGAGCUAGCCGCUCCGGCACCCGUGGCGAGCGCCACCCGCAGCAAUGUCACCCCCGCUCAGGAAUGACAGCCGGGCAAGUCGCACCAACCACACACCCCUUCCUCCGCUAGUGCAUGUGAUUUAAUUUUUAGAAAAAUAUAAGCAAAAUCUUCCAAAUUCCUCCUCAUGUCUGCCCUGGAAGAGAGGUGCACAAACCUGAGGUUUGUUGAGGCUCCUUCUUGUUACACUAAACUAUGGCUUAGUAUUAUGUUUGAACUAGCUCAAUGAGAGAUGACCCUCACUAUAUAGGCAUUUCAGAAUUUUACACAGAAUUCAACAACACAUGGGUUGUCUGACUUGCAUUCAGGAACUACUGUGCUUUUCCAGCUUUGUUCUAACUUACUGAAAGUUGUUUACUUCCAGUGCCUAAUCUGAUUGGGUUAAACUUGGCCACAUCUUACUUAAAUGGAUUAAAUCACUUGCUGUGGAACUAGUUUGCUGCUUGAAAAACAUUCAAUUUCUGGGCCAGGUUUUAAAGUAAGACACAUAACAAGUUUUGCAUUAUUUUGGUGGGAUUUUUUUUUUAACUAUGCAAGGCAUUGGAAGGCUUGGAAAAUAUUUUUAAAUACUGAAUUUUUUUUAUGUAGUUACAUGUGAUUACUACUUAAGUUCAGUUCAAAAAGCUACCUUACAAAAGUUAUGGUAUCCUGAGUACUGCAACUCUGUGUAAAAGCCUAUGCAUUCUCAAUGUUAGCCAUAAAAUAUAGAGAUAUCUGGAAAGCAAAACAAUGUUUUGCAUGUAUAUUUUAUAGUCCUCAGAUGUGCUAUGCCAGUAAUAAGGCGUGCAGGAAGAUAUCAUGUAACACAGCAAUGCUGAUGCAUAGGAUUGGGGUGGGGACAGGGAAAAGAACACAGAGCACCUAAUUAUCUUGGCAUGGAAUUUUAAUGCAGUCCCAACUCAGCCGAACAGCAAAAUCUGACAUAACCAGACUGUGAAGUGAUGAUGUUACAAAACUAGAUUAGGAUUGCCACAUUUUCCCCUGGCAAAACCUAUGUCCCUUUUAAGAGCUGAACAAAAAUGUAGAAAUCUAACCAAGUUCUUUACUACUUACCUAUGCAAGGAAAAACUGCAGUGGAUGAAUUUCACAUAACCUUUGUCCAGCAAAAAGACAGAAAUUUUUCAGUUUCAGGGAGAGGUUAAGGGAAACAGUGGUUGUGGCUCCUUACUUUCAACUCCUUGCAGUUGUAGUUUCUGUAGUUAAGAAAAGAGAGGAGUAAAGUAUCCUGAGCAGAACCACUGUGAGCCUUCCUCUCUAGUUUGAUAGCUGGUUUUUGAAGGAAUAUAACUUACUGGCAACUGGGACGUGGGUGGCGCUGUGGUGUAAACCACUGAGCCUUGGGCUUGCCAACCAGAAGGUCAGCGGUUUGAAUCCCUGCGACGGGGUGAGCUCCUGUUGUUCGGUCACAGCUCCUGCCAACUGAGCAGUUCAAAAGCACAUCAAAGUGCAAGUAGAUAAAUAGGUACCACUCCGGCAGGAAGGUAAACGGCGUUUCCGUGCGCUGCACUGGUUUCGCUAGAAGCGGCGUAGUCAUGCUAGCCACAUGACCUGGAGAAAGUGGCUUAGUCAUGUUGACCACAUGACCUGGAAAAACUGCCUGCAGACAAACCGUCCGCUCCCUCGACCGGUAAAGCAAGAUGAGAGCCGCAACCCUAGAGUCAUUCGCGACUGAACUUAACUGUCAGGGGUCCUUUACCUUUACCUUACUGGCAAAAGAAGUACUUAUUAAAUUUUGUAAUGAUUUUUUGGAACCUGGACCUAAUAAAAAACACAAGCACAGCAUAUAUAGAUUAAUUGCUUGUCACUGGCUAAUCGUAACAUGGAACAUCUGUAUGUAAAUCUUACCUGUUUGUGUGACUGUAACAUACAUCUGACCUAUAUCACAAACACAGAAAGCAUAUAAAAUUCAAUGUGGCAUU